Hippocampus comes (tiger tail seahorse) is the source of this 1964-nucleotide messenger RNA. RefSeq names its product cellular communication network factor 2a (gene ccn2a). Gene Ontology annotation, molecular function: integrin binding; heparin binding. Gene Ontology annotation, cellular component: extracellular region; extracellular matrix. The record is from RefSeq and is a predicted model, not a curated record. The transcript is spliced from 5 exons. Lineage: Eukaryota; Metazoa; Chordata; Actinopteri; Syngnathiformes; Syngnathidae. Bases 163 to 1215 code for a protein of 350 amino acids. Gene Ontology annotation, biological process: positive regulation of cell differentiation; cell adhesion; signal transduction.
CCCUUCGCCUCCAGAACUCAGAGCGAGAUCGACUCGAGCUAAACUCUAGCUUUCACCUCAAGAAGCGAAGGAGACACUCUACUCCGCCAUCGACAAGAGAUCAACUCGAUCAAGGAAAACGAAGAUUUACUCCCCCGCUGAAGGAAGAAUCUUUUUUUUUUAAUGCCCUUCAAGAUGCCCGCUGUGAAGAAAAUGAUUUUGCUGCCGUUUGUGUGCGCCAUCUUCUGGACCUUGGCUGCCGGUCAGGAGUGCAGCGGCCAGUGCUCUUGCCCCUCCACGCCUCCCGAGUGUGCCCCCGGCGUGAGCCUGGUGCCCGACGGCUGCGGCUGCUGCCGGGUGUGUGCCAAGCAGAUGGGAGAGCUGUGCACCGAGAGGGACCCCUGCGACACCCACAAGGGCCUCUACUGUGACUUUGGCUCGCCCAUCAACAGACGAAUCGGAGUGUGCACAGCGCGAGAGGGCGCCACCUGCGUGUUCGGAGGAAUGGUGUACAAGAGCGGCGAGAGCUUCCAGAGCAGCUGCAAGUACCAGUGCACCUGCCUGGAUGGGGCGGUGGGCUGCGUGCCCCUGUGCUCCAUGGACGUGCGUUUGCCCAGCCCCGACUGCCCUGCGCCCCGACGCGUCAAGGUGCCCGGCAAGUGCUGCGAGGAGUGGGUGUGCGACGCCCCGCAACACACAAACAGCUUCAUGGGCUCAGUCUUACCCGCUUACCGCCAAGAGGAGACCUAUGGCCCCGAUCCGUCCAUGAUGCGAGAGAACUGCUUGGUGCAGACCACCGAGUGGAGCGCCUGCUCCAAAACGUGCGGGCUGGGCGUCUCCACCCGGGUCACCAACGACAACCGCGAGUGCCGCCUUGAGAAGCAGAGCCGCCUGUGCAUGGUGCGCCCCUGCGAGUCCCAUCUGGAGCAGAGCAUCCGGAAAGGGAAAAAGUGCAUCCGCACGCCUCGCCUGUCCAAGCCCAUGAAGUUCGAGAUCUCAGGCUGCACCACCACCAAGUCGUACCGCCCCAAGUUCUGCGGCGUGUGCCUGGACGGCCGCUGCUGCACCCCGCACAGAACCACCACGCUGCCCAUGGAGUUCAAGUGCCCCGACGGGCAGGUGAUGAAGAAGCACAUGAUGUUCAUCAAAUCGUGCGCCUGCCACCACAAUUGCCCCGGCGAAAACGACAUCUUCGAGUCUGUUUACUACAAGAAGAUGAUGGGCGACAUGGCGUAAAGGAAGGGCCGACGGCUGCUUUGUCACUUGAAAACAGAACUCAUCUCGCAGCUCCCGUCCGAAUAUACACAAGCCUCCUUUUUUGUGCUUGCUUUUGUCAGACUAGCCACACGCGCACUGCGUGUGUCGCAUCUAUUUGUGCGUUGCGGCUCUGUGCACUUUUCAGACAGAGGGAGAGAUUCCUGCACUAAUAAUAUUGUGGACAACAUGCCCCGUCCUUUUUUUUUUUUUUUGAACGUCAAAAUCUUGACCUGCCCUCUUAAUGGGGUGUAUAAUGCCCCCCCCCCCCCCUACCGAGACGGGCAAAUGCAUCGCAACCACAGCGGGCCACUGCUCCUCUUUGUGUGUCCAUGUAUGAAUGUAUCUGUGUGUGUGUGUAUGUGAGCAGAGGCCUCAACAUGGGUCUUGUGUAAAGGUCAGCGUUUCCGUCCGGACACAAGUGGGCGUAAGCGACCACGGCACUGAGAUCUAAGAAAGAUGACUAGAAGAAGAGGAAGAAGAAGACUGGAAGGAUUUUGAGUUCAUUCCGAGCAGAAACGUGUAAAUGGUGUAUAUAUUUGUACAGUGUAAGUUAAUUUAAAAGCCGUCAUUGUUCUGUGCUUUUUUUUGUUUUGUUUUGUUUUUUUUUUCCAAAAUGUAUCAAUAGUUUUCAUUUGGAUGACAGUAUUUUGUACUAUUUUAUUGAACAGUGUGACAGGUUGUUACAUGUGUCGCUUUGUAGCUGGAAAUAAAAACGUUAUAUUUUUUUA